UGCAUGCUGACGUCAAGGAAGCAGGCGUUCUUACACGUGAUUAAAUUAUCCGCACCGUAUAAGAGCGCGCCAGCCACAGAAGACUGUUCGUUCAUCUCUGACUUGACCCGGCUGUUCUGGUUCGAAAAUAGAUGGGAAAGGGGAGAUAUUAGUUACAGCCUUGAGUGAUCAACCCGUUGAAGGUGGUUGCCAUCGCGACGCGGCCGCGGGCAAGUUUCACUUCCGGGUUAGAGGCAGCGCGGGCGCAGAAGAGACCGGCCGAGCUUCGCUUCCGGGUACUUUUUCCCAGGCACCGCCAGCCUAGGCUUGAGAUCUUAGUUUAGGAGCAGUGACCCGACGCUGAGAGAGAGGCUUCCCCGGUGAGAAGGGACGCAGACUCCGGCGGAGACGAAAAGAUUCCGGGUCUAACCGAACACAAACUACUGACCACUGGCUAUGGCGGCCCUAGGUCCCGGCAGCCAGAAUGUCACAGAGUAUGUCGUUCGAGUUCCCAAGAACACAACCAAAAAAUAUAACAUAAUGGCUUUUAAUGCAGCUGAUAAAGUCAACUUCACUACAUGGAAUCAGGCCCGGCUGGAGCGGGACUUGAGCAACAAGAAGAUUUACCAGGAGGAGGAAAUGCCAGAGUCAGGCGCCGGCAGUGAGUUCAACCGCAAGCUCCGGGAGGAGGCCCGCCGGAAGAAGUACGGCAUCGUCCUCAAGGAGUUCCGGCCCGAGGACCAGCCCUGGCUGCUGCGCGUCAACGGCAAAUCGGGCAGGAAAUUCAAGGGCGUAAAGAAGGGCGGUGUGACGGAGAAUACAUCCUACUACAUCUUCACACAGUGCCCCGAUGGGGCCUUUGAGGCCUUCCCCGUGCACAACUGGUACAACUUCACGCCCCUGGCCCGGCACCGCACACUUACUGCUGAGGAGGCUGAGGAGGAGUGGGAGAGGAGGAACAAGGUUCUGAACCACUUCAGCAUCAUGCAGCAGCGGCGGCUCAAGGACCAGGACCAAGAUGAGGACGAGGAGGAGAAGGAGAAGCGCAGCCGCAAGAAGGCCAGUGAGCUGCGCAUCCAUGACCUGGAGGAUGAUCUGGAGAUGUCUUCAGAUGCCAGUGACGCCAGUGGCGAGGACGGCAGCAGAGCCCCCAAGGCCAAGAAGAAGGCCCCCCUGACCAAAGCAGGCCGGAAGAAGAAGAAGAAGAAGGGCUCGGAUGAUGAGGCCUUCGAGGACAGUGAUGAUGGGGACUUUGAAGGCCAGGAGGUUGACUACAUGUCCGAUGGCUCUAGCAGCUCCCCAGACGAGGCGGAGGGCAAGCCCAAAGUGACGCAGCAGGAGGAGGGGCCCAAGGGCGUCGAUGAGCAGAGUGAGAGCAGUGAGGAGAGCGAGGAGGAGAAGCCGCCUGAGGAGGACAAGGAGGAGGAGGAGGAGAAGAAGGCUCCCACUCCUCAGGAGAAGAAGCGCCGGAAAGACAGCAGCGAUGAGUCGGACAGCUCAGAGGAGAGCGACAUAGACAGCGAGGCUUCAUCUGCCCUCUUCAUGGCGAAGAAGAAGACACCCCCUAAGAGGGAGCGGAAGCCAUCUGGUGGCAGCUCCCGAGGCAACAGCCGUCCCAGCACGCCCAGCGCAGAGAGCGGCAGCACCUCCUCCACCUUGCGGGCAGCUGCCAGCAAACUGGAGCAAGGGAAGCGGACAAGCGAGACACCAGCAGCCAAGCGGUUACGGAUGGAUGCAGGGCCCCAGAGCCUGUCUGGGAAGUCCACCCCACAGCCGCCAUCAGGGAAGUCCACACCCAGCAGUGGCGAUGUGCAGGUGACAGAGGACGCUGUGCGCCGAUACCUGACACGGAAGCCCAUGACCACCAAGGACCUGCUGAAAAAGUUCCAGACCAAGAAGACCGGGCUGAGCAGUGAGCAGACAGUGAACGUGCUGGCGCAGAUCCUGAAGCGCCUGAACCCUGAGCGGAAGAUGAUCAAUGACAAAAUGCACUUCUCGCUCACCGAGUGAGGCACUGCCUAAUAAACAUGCUGCAG
This is a messenger RNA of Castor canadensis (American beaver), 2015 nucleotides long. It is a transcript of the gene Gtf2f1, whose product is annotated as general transcription factor IIF subunit 1. The record is from RefSeq and is a predicted model, not a curated record. Gene Ontology annotation, molecular function: TFIIF-class transcription factor complex binding; RNA polymerase II general transcription initiation factor activity; DNA binding. NCBI's taxonomy places the organism in Eukaryota, Metazoa, Chordata, Mammalia, Rodentia, Castoridae. Gene Ontology annotation, biological process: transcription initiation at RNA polymerase II promoter; positive regulation of transcription elongation by RNA polymerase II. Gene Ontology annotation, cellular component: transcription factor TFIIF complex; nucleus.